GCCUUACUAUUUCGAAAUCAGUGACGCUUUUUGAGUAAAAACUUCAUUUAGAUGUGUCUUCGAAAAGCUUUAAUUAGAACAUUGGCGUUUAAGUUGGAAAAUUUUUAAGAGCUGAUAGUCAAAAUUUGAAUGUGAAAUUCGCCUAUUUAUAUUUAUAUUCUCUCUGUUUUUAAUAUGAAACAAGAAAGAUUUUUGAUUUCAUCACGACGACCAAGAUUUAGAGAAUUUCAAUUUGUAGUGGUGCUAUUAAUAAUGGCACACAAACUCGUUUACAAAGGAUACUGUUUUGCUCCCACUGCCCUUCCUUCGUCUCCAAGAACAACGAAAUACACGGAGAUACUACCGAAGAAAUUCAGUAGAAACACCAGCAAUGUUGACCAAAGAAAGCAGGAUUGUCGUUCACGGGAGUUUUUGAAAGUAUCUACAAGCACAACAACAGUGUUUCCGUCUAAAGAAACGCCGAACUCCUUAAAGAUUGGAAACCAAACAAAGACCAGGCCGGGGAACAACUUUGGCUGCUCAAAUGGUCAGCAAAAGGCUACCGGCUGUCCAAGAUUUGUUGAUACAUAUUCAUCAUUUUAUCUUAAGGUAGGAACGAAAACAUCGUUGUUGAAUUUAAUAAUUAUUCAGUCAAGACGUGCCAUCUUAAAAACAUAACGACAUUUCAGUUUUUUCAACUCUCUCCAAUCCAGUUUUUACAUGGAAAUGGCAAAUGAUUGGAGUAUAAAAUAAGUACAAUUAAUUGCCUAAAACAUGGCGACUGGUUAGAGAAAUGGUAAUAAAAUGAAGAUACAUAAUUUAUUCACUUUCGCAGAUUGUCGAUGAUAAAUCAGGAAGAAAAUUCAACCCUGAACAGUCAUUGAUUUUUUAAGGUUCCAAGAUCGCGUUUUACUUCAAAUUGAUUAUAUACUGGAUAAACAUAUACUACAAAUUUACUUCAAUGUAAACUACAACUCCAUGUGGGUUUAAGUUCUUUCAUUUCAAAUAUUUAUGGUAAAGGCAGUUCUUUUGCAUUUCCGAUCACAUGUUUAUGCUCAUUUACCAUUUACAAAUUUCUUAAAAGUACUAAACCGAGGGAGAAUGAAUAAACAAUACAAAAGAAAAUAAGGAAACACAGAAAUGACAUGUUGCUGUAUCUUUAUCAAAAAAUAGAGAAUAAUAAUAAAUUGUAAAAAUGCUUAUUUUUCGCUGUCGAAUGAAAAUUUUUAGUAUCAACCGUGAUGGAAGAUGAGUUUUUGGCGCUUUGUUUCUUAAUGUAAGGAGGGACGUUUUCAUGGUAGAGGACAUUGUUCAUUUAUCGCAUAUUAAAUUUAAUAAUUACUUUCCGUCACCUGUUUGUGAGACAGAUACAAACCCGGGAUUUCUUUACACUUUUAUUGAAACCUUAAGACGGUGACAAUUAUUUCGAUUGUUCGACAGAUUGGUGGUUGGUUAAUGCUGGGAAUCGUUUUGGCGGGAAUCGCAGCCUUAGUUGUUACACACUACCUGGGUAUGAGAAAUAUGCGUCGACCACGAAGAAGACAGCUUUCGCGCAUUCUUUGGGUGGAGGCUCUAACGAAGUCUAAACUGGCCAGAUUUGUCUGAGCUGACUGCGCCUGUUGUUUUUUAUUUAGUCUUUGUAAGUCAAGAAUUUUUAACAGGCAGUAAUAUGAGUGUGUCCUACCUUACAACCCUGCGGCAAGGCUGGCGUCCAACUUCAAUUCAGGGCCAUGUGAUGCAGGCAAAGUGUUUCUAGAGACCGCGAUGUCCAUUCCGACAAUAAUAAUAAUAAUAAUAAAUAGUAAUAAUAAUAUAGGAAUUCCUUAUUUACCCUGGGCAGUAUUUAUAGCACUUGUGCUAGUGGGGCGGAGCAAGGGACAAGAAUCCCAACUGGCCGGAGGCAAACCAGCUGGCU
Porites lobata is the source of this 1894-nucleotide messenger RNA. The record is from the annotation of a GenBank genome assembly. Lineage: Eukaryota; Metazoa; Cnidaria; Anthozoa; Scleractinia; Poritidae.